Messenger RNA from Anastrepha ludens (Mexican fruit fly), 2526 nucleotides. RefSeq names its product NADH-ubiquinone oxidoreductase 75 kDa subunit, mitochondrial (gene ND-75). The transcript is spliced from 9 exons. The record is from RefSeq and is a predicted model, not a curated record. Gene Ontology annotation, cellular component: membrane. Gene Ontology annotation, biological process: ATP synthesis coupled electron transport. NCBI's taxonomy places the organism in Eukaryota, Metazoa, Arthropoda, Insecta, Diptera, Tephritidae. The coding region runs from base 124 to 2334 and encodes 736 amino acids. Gene Ontology annotation, molecular function: NADH dehydrogenase (ubiquinone) activity; iron-sulfur cluster binding.
UAAGGACGGCAAAGAAGUGUCAGUGGAGAUAUACGUAUUUUAGUUCGUCUACCUUGCAAAAAGUACAUUUGGACGGCAUUAUUUUUUCUGUUGAAGAAAACAUUUCAAUACUUUCAGAAAAAAAUGUUUCGUGCACCGCUUGUGAAGGUCUUACAAGGAAGCUUCGGUUCACCUACACAUCGGAUCGCAAGUAAAGCUGUUCACACUAGCGCUGUGGUCGCGCAAGCUCCAGCCAAGGCACCCGAAAAAAUCGAAGUGUUUGUGGAUGAUGUCCCUGUUAAGGUUUUGCCCGGUACAACUGUCUUGCAGGCAUGUGCUGUCGCUGGAGUGGAAAUCCCUCGAUUUUGUUAUCACGAACGACUGUCUGUUGCGGGUAACUGCCGCAUGUGUCUUGUGGAAGUUGAAAAAAGUCCCAAGCCAGUAGCAGCGUGUGCCAUGCCAGUUAUGAAGGGUUGGCGCAUAAAGACUAACUCCGAAAUGACAAGGAAAGCUAGGGAAGGGGUAAUGGAAUUUCUACUUAUGAAUCAUCCUCUGGAUUGCCCAAUUUGUGAUCAAGGUGGUGAAUGCGAUCUUCAAGAUCAGGCAAUGGCGUUUGGAUCAGAUCGUUCGCGGUUCACUGACAUUAACCAUAGUGGCAAAAGAGCGGUAGAGGAUAAAAAUUUCGGUCCACUUGUCAAAGGAGUUAUGACUCGUUGCAUACACUGCACACGUUGUGUGCGUUUUGCCUGUGAAGUUGCAGGUGUAGAAGAUCUUGGUACGACUGGACGUGGUAAUGACAUGCAAAUCGGAACAUAUGUCGAAAAGUUAUUCCUGUCUGAGCUUUCUGGAAACGUUAUAGAUUUAUGUCCCGUUGGAGCUUUGACAAACAAGCCAUAUAGUUUCGUGGCUCGCCCAUGGGAAAUUCGCAAGGUUAGCAGUAUUGAUGUUUUGGAUGCAGUGGGCAGCAACAUUGUAGUAAGCACUCGUACAAAUGAAGUGCUUCGAAUUGUACCACGUGAAAACGAUAAUAUAAACGAAGAGUGGCUCGCUGAUAAAUCUCGUUUUGCAUGCGAUGGCUUAAAACGGCAGCGCUUGGUCGCUCCCAUGGUCAGAAUGCCGAAUGGUGAAUUGCAAGCCGUAGAGUGGGAGGGAGCUUUAAUAUCUGUUGCUAAAGCUAUCAAAAAUGCAAAAGGAGCCGUGGCGGCUGUAGCUGGCCAACUAGCUGAUGUGGAAUCGCUUGUAGCUCUUAAAGAUCUAUUAAACCGUAAUGGAGCUGAAACUCUUUGCACCGAACAGAACUGCAAUAUUAAAGGCGCUGGUGCAGAUUUACGAUCGAACUAUGUUUGCAACACAACUAUAGCAGGUCUUGAGGAAGCAGAUGCUGUACUGCUCAUUGGCACAAAUCCGCGAUAUGAGGCUCCCUUAAUAAAUACACGAUUGCGUAAAGCUUACAUAAAUAAUGAAAUGAACAUUGCCUCUAUUGGUCCAAAAAUAGAUCUGUCAUACAACCAUGAGAACUUGGGAGAAGAUGCUAGUCUAAUAAAUCAAAUUUGCAGUGGCGCACAUCCCUUCUCAAAAACUCUUGAAAGUGCUAAGAAACCUGUUAUUUUGCUGGGAGCAGAUUUGCUGGAACGACCCGAUGCAGCUGGCAUACAUUCAACGGUGGCUUCAUAUUGUAAAAAACUUAACAAACAAGGCUGGAAUUCAUUUAAUGUUCUACAGAACAAUGCGGGUCAAACUGGUGCUCUUGAUGUUGGUUAUCAGCCGGGCAUUCAAGCUGCGUUAAAAACGCAGCCAAAAGUGCUCAUACUACUCGGUGCUGAUGCCGGAAAAGUGACUCGUGAAAAGCUACCCAAAGAUUGCUUUGUUAUUUAUAUUGGGCACCACGGCGAUAAUGGCGCAUCAAUUGCAGAUGCUGUUCUUCCCGGCGCUGCCUAUACUGAAAAGCAAGCAAUUUAUGUCAACACAGAAGGUCGUGCUCAACAAACGUUAGUGGCGGUGUCACCUCCAGGAAUGGCGCGUGAAGACUGGAAGAUUUUGAGGGCUUUGUCUGAAAUUCUAGGCACUCCUCUGCCUUAUGAUAAUUUGGAUGAAUUGAGAAAUCGCAUUGAAGACAUAGCGCCCCAUUUGGUACGUUUUGGAAAAUUGGAAGCCUCAACAUUUGGUGGUUUAAGCGAGCAAUUGAGUGUUCCGAAGUCAAUUGAUAAUACAAAAGUAGAUGUAAAGCAAAAGAAAUUGCAAGAAUACUUCAUGACUGACCCGAUUUCUCGAGCUUCGCCAACAAUGGCUAGAUGCAUUCGUGAAGUAGCCGGGGAAGAGGCAAAAGAACAACAGCAAAGGCAAGCAGCUUGCUAAAUAUUCAACGCUUAAUGAUAACCUAAAAAUCAAUAGUAUAAUUUUAAAAAUCAUAAUGUUUAACGUGCUGGAUUUUAUUCCUUCAAAAAUUAGAAGGAACGAAUUGUUGUCUAUCUAUCCACGCUGUGAUCCAAGCGAAUAUAUUUCAAAUUAAAGAUGAUACCAACAAUUUAAUGCUAAAUAUUAUAACAA